This is a messenger RNA of Lytechinus pictus (painted urchin), 5416 nucleotides long. RefSeq names its product solute carrier family 7 member 14-like. The record is from RefSeq and is a predicted model, not a curated record. Bases 1 to 2172 code for a protein of 723 amino acids. Gene Ontology annotation, molecular function: amino acid transmembrane transporter activity. Gene Ontology annotation, biological process: transmembrane transport; amino acid transport. Gene Ontology annotation, cellular component: plasma membrane. NCBI's taxonomy places the organism in Eukaryota, Metazoa, Echinodermata, Echinoidea, Temnopleuroida, Toxopneustidae. The transcript has 8 exons.
AUGGGCUUCAAAGAGAAGAUGACGUCCCUCUUGCAUCGUCUGGUCCGGACCAAGUCCUUGGACCUCUACAGCGGGAAGUCCACGGAUGGGGAGGACGGGAACGUUCCAGGCCGUCUACCCAAGUGCCUCACGACGCUAGACCUGGUCUCGCUCGGUGUCGGUAGCUGCAUGGGGACAGGGAUGUACGUGGUGUCUGGUCUAGUCGCCAGAGAGAUGGCCGGUCCAGGAGUGAUACUGUCCUUCACAAUAGCCGCCUUAGCAUCCAUUCUGUCAGGUGUGUGUUACGGAGAAUUCGGCGUUCGCGUUCCUAAGACAACAGGCUCCGCCUACAUGUACAGUUACGUCACAGUGGGAGAAUUCACAGCAUUCAUCAUUGGGUGGAAUUUAAUUUUGGAGUAUCUGAUUGGUACAGCGGCUGGCGCAAGCGCACUGAGUAGCUGUUUCGACUCCCUCUUCCGGAACAGAAUUAGCACUUUUAUGAGAGACAAUGUCGGCGAAUUCGGUAUACAUGCCAAGACAUACCCUGACCUCGUCGCCCUCGUCAUCGCCGUCAUCAUGACCCUCAUCGUCGCUGCGGGUGUCAAGAAAUCGGUUGUCUUCAACAACGUCCUCAACGUCCUGAACAUGGCAGUUUGGGUGUUCAUGCUGGUAGCUGGCUUCUUCUUUAUCAAUGGAGAGAACUGGACAGAGAAAGGAUUUCUGCCCUAUGGUUUUUCAGGGGUAAUGACUGGAGCAGCUACAUGCUUCUACGCUUUCAUUGGUUUCGAUAUCAUAGCAACGACUGGUGAAGAGUCUAAGAACCCAAGCCGUUCCAUUCCCCUUGCUAUAAUGUUGUCUCUUCUCAUUUGUCUUGUUGGAUACGUGAGCGUGAGUUUCGUGCUAACCCUUGGCGUUCCAUACUAUGACAUCAGCUCGGAGUCACCUCUCAUGGACAUGUUCGUUCAAAACAACGCCGAGCCUGGCAAAUACGUGGUCGCGAUCGGGUCCAUCGCAGGACUGACGGUCAGCCUUCUCGGGUCACUCUUCCCAAUGCCGAGGGUCAUAUAUGCAAUGGCUACUGACGGUCUACUGUUUAGGUUUCUAGGAAACAUCAAUGUGGUGACCAACACACCAGCGAUAGCCACAAUCAUCGCGGGUUUCCUGGCCGCCAUCAUGGCUCUCCUAGUAAGCUUAGGAGACCUGAUCGAGAUGAUGUCCAUCGGGACAUUAUUGGCUUACACCUUGGUGUCCAUGUGCGUCCUGAUCCUCCGCUACCAACCCCACGUCGAACUCCAGGUCUCCAUCAACACCGGGCUGGCCUACGACACUCUCGACAACGAAGACGACGACGAAAUCAGCGCACCACCCGCUAAAGAAUCCACGAUGUCCGCAGCGGACCCAACGAUGCAGGGAUCGACGCUGCAAGAGGCAGGCCCCGAGCAGUUGCUGCCAAAGCUUGAUUCGCAGGGGACGCCAAUACAUAGCUCGGUGCCAAAGUACGGAGCAGUCGGGGAGGAAACGGACGACGAGUUCCGGACGUACAACCGAUGGAAUUUCUACCUCUCGCGAGCAAAGCAGGUGACGAACUGCUACGCCGACAUCGUCCGCGUCAAGCUAGGGCUUCCGGAGACGACGUCCAUGCCGACAUCGAAUACGGGUCGUAGCGUGACGAUGUCGACGCUGUUCCUGUUCAUUGUGUUGUUCUUAAUGUGCACCCUCAUUAUCCACGCUCAUAGGUUUCUCUCGGACUGGUGGGCCGUCAUCUUCAUGAUCAUCUUUUGCAUCCUUCUCCUCGGAACCAUCAUCAACAUCAUCCGAUUACCGCAGAAUCCGGAACGUCUGAAGUUCAUGGCACCCGGAGUGCCCUUCUUGCCUAUCUGCGCCAUGUUUGUUAAUGUCUAUCUCAUGCUAAAACUCUCAUAUCUAACCUGGAUCCGGUUUGCAAUCUGGCUUAUUGCAGGUCUUUUAAUUUAUUUUGGAUACGGUAUUUGGAAUAGUAAUAUAGAGGCAAGGUUUCACGAUACAACGAGAAAAGGCAAAGAUGGUAAAGAGGCGAUUCUAAUGGAUACAAAUGAAGUAAACAUGCCAACGGCACCCGUACUUAUCCCAGCCCACUCGACCUCAGAGCCCUCCAAGCCAGAGGAUAGUAUACCAGCCCCAGCUUCUUCUUCCGAUGAAUUCGAGACGCCUUAAAAACCAUGUCUGAAUGACUAUCAUUUACUAAUAUGAUAAUAUCGAUGCAUUCCCGAAGCGGUGUUCAGACUAGAGUUGAUAAACCGUGUUUAAGACAACCAUAGUCGUGAUUCUUUUAUAACAUAUAGAUCGGUCAUGUCAGAUGUAUAUAUAUUAUUCACAUCAACAAUGAUAAAAUAAGAAGUACAUACAUUUGAGCUGGUUUUUGUUUCAAAUUGUGUUUCUCUUAAGAAAAACGGUACAAUUUCCCCCCUGAAAUACAGCAUCACUGCACAUUAAGGAUUAUUAUCAGGUAUGUUGCGGCGCAUCAGCUAUGUGUAGGAUGUUUACGGUAUCUAGUCUGAACGACCACUUUAUCGAGUUUCUACAUGUAUUCGAACAUCAUUCGUGUAUUUAUGUCUCUGUGUAUCUAAGACUACUCUUUCGAGUGUAAACGGUUUUGCGGCCAAAUUAAACCUUGCUGCGAAGUCAUAUUAUGUUAGCGUGUUUAAAGGAAGACAUCUUUCUUUAAAAGAGGCAUAUUACUUUAGUGAUGGGUGUUCCAUCAGAGAUCAAAAACAUUGAUAUACAUUUAUUAGUGAAAGUACCAAAUUAACGGUAAUCUUCGCCUAAAUGAAUUGUGCGAAUUAUAUCUUGACCAAAAUGUUGUUUUAUUUAAGAAUAUGAUUAUCUAAUGUGGUGUUGUAGUUUGAUAUGUGUUUUUAGUACCUGAAUAUCCCUAUGAAAAUCUGCUUUUAUUUUCUGUAGAUAACGCAGAUCCCUUUUUACUUGAUAAACUCUGAUCAUAAAAUGAUUAAGCGAUGAGAGGGCUGAAAAAGGGGAGGUGUUUUUUUUUUAAUUUGUCAUAUUUUAUAUUGUUGUUCGAAUAAACAUUAUUUCCUGAUUGCCGUCCAUAUUUUGAUUUAAAAAUAACAUUAUCUAACUUAUGAAAUAUAGCAAAUUUGCAUCCAACAAAAUAAACGAUGUGGAAUUAUUGUAGAAAAGCCGAUAAAUGAUACGGAAUAGAAAAUCGUUAUUGAGUUCAUGGAUUUACUUAUUUGUAUAAUGUAGAAAUUAUUUUAUGAUGAUAACCUUGGAGCUAGUUUUAUCUGGGCGGUGUGUAUAGCCUGACUUUAUAUAGACUUUGAAAAUAAAAGUUAACGUUGUGCAAAAAAAUGAUACAUUCUGUUGACAUCAGACAUUCGAAGAGAUUAUGGCAAAGGUAAGGCGAUUAUCAAAUAUAUAGAAAUAAACUUGAUGACGAUGCGUAUGUACUUCCUUCAAGCGCGUUAAGGCGACCGCGAUCCGAUUUUGGAAUAAAACGUAGUAGAAUUCGAUGCUUACAUUGAAACAAGAAAUAUCUUACUAAGUAAUAUUCUAAAUCAUCCUACGAAUACCUAUGUUCAAAUAUGUGACUAUGCUAUCAUCCUUAUUAGAAUGAAAUUGAAUUUAAUAUCUAGUCGUAAUGACGUCCUAGCAGUAACGAUUGGCUCCGUUUUGAAACUAAUUCUUGUCCUAUACUCCAAAAUAAAGGCUUGGAAUCUUUCAAAAUUGUUAUAUUAAUAUUCUUUCAGUUAAUUUGAACCUCAAACAAAAUGAUAUUUUCCAUUCACAUUUUCAGAAAAUGAGUAAGAUGCGAUUUGUUCCAAAAUCGGAUCGUGAACCAGUCGUGCGAUGGCUUUUAGAUAUUCAAUUUAUUUUGAAUUUGCUUAAUCAUAUCUUUGUUCCAAUCGCUAAUUCUCAAAAUACCCUGUCUAGCUCUUUAUACUCCCAGACAUUCCUCCAAAAAUCGUUUUCAUAUGAUCAAUGAUUCAAAUGUGUUAUGUUAUAGCAGUUUAUGUUUUGGUAGACGUAGUACAUUUUUAAUUUGUUAUAUCUUUUUUAUGUGUAUAUAAUGAAGAGUAUCUAUAGAAAGAAAAGUGGCACAGCCUAUAAUGUGAAAGUAUAAUUUUCAAGUGCAAUGUAUGGAUAUAUUUAUGUGAUUUGUAAAUACAGAGAUGGUAUACUGUCGAAAAGUUUGCUUUUAGAGAAGAGGCUGUAUCGAAUGGUGUGAAUUUUAAAAUGGCAGCAGAUUAUAUUAUAACACUCUUCCUUUUACACUCUAAACCAGAUUGAGUAAAAAUUUACCAGAUAUUGGGUAAAAAAGGGAACAAGCAUAUUGGGCAAAAAUGCAAGUUUGAACGUUAAAUUUCAACGCAGCAUCGCGUAAAAUUUACGAAGUAUUUGGAGUAAUUUUACUCACCAAGCAUACAUGCUCCCAUUUUACCCAAUAUUGGGUAAACUGUUUUUAGAGUGCAACAAUGAUUGGAGUGAUUGCCAUCGUUUAUUGUACAAUGCCUUACUUCUAAGCUUAUUGUUCGUUCAGCAAUUGGGAGGCUGAAUGUGCAACACUCGUUCCGCUGCGCACGUUGAGUCCAAAAUAUACCGUUUUGUCGGUAGAGCCCCCCCCAAAAAAAAUUAUUUGUAUGCCAAUCCGUCGAUAUAAUCCUGUUCACUCAAAAGUUUUAUUUGUACACUGCAAAAAACGCCGGUGUUAAUUUAACACCAGCCUGGUAUCUGUAUCGGAAAACACCAGGGAAGUGUUGAAAAAACACCAGUUAAGAAUCAAACCGAAAUUGGUUUAAAACUAAUUGGUGUUGCUUAAAUGCCAAAUUGGUAUAAGCCUAACGCAAAUCCGUUGUUAUUUAAACACCUCUCUGGUGUUUUCCGAGUAAAAUACCAGGUUGGUGUUAAAUUAACACCGGCGUUUUGGGAGUGUGAUACAUGUAUACAUGGAUCUUGGCGAUUAUUCUAUUUCGUAAGUCAUAAUGAAAUCGUUACUAAGGAUAAAGAAAAUAAUAUUCAAUAUGCCACAGAUAUUCCCUCUUUACCCUUCUAUAUUAUGAUAAGUAUAUACAGUAUAAUUUGAAUUGAACAUUAUUCCCGAAACUUCUUAGACAAGCCAUUGGUUAAUUAAAUAUCGGUAAAUUCUCAUUAUUGUGUCCUCUACGUCGAGUUUGAAAUAACGUUUUCUCCUGCCAUUUUGAUUUUCGCCAUUCUAAUUCAUCCUGUUGGAAUAUACUGAUCUUGUUUCAGUUGUUGAGAUAGAGAACGAUUAUAAGACUGAGCAUAGAGUUUAUCGUACAAUUAAUAGUGUACCGUGAAUUAACAGUAUGAAAUAUCAUAGAUAAUUAUUUAGCAAAUUAUUUUAUGUGUAGCUGAUUAUUGUUGAUAAAUGUCAGAUGUUUAUUUAUUUGUCGCAAUAAAAAUGAAAAAAAAAUCGAAA